AUGAGCGGGACUCCCCCGCCGCCGCUGCCGUCGUUGGAAGAUCUCCUUACACUUUUGCGAACGGUCCAACAGGGACUGUACUGGCAAGUCGUUGCUACGUCAGUCCUGCUAUACGAUCACGUGACGACUUUUGACCUGGAGCGGAAGAAAAAGUGGACGCUUGGACAGUUCUUAUACGUUAUUAACCGCUACGCGGGCCACGCCCUCGCCUUACAUGGCACAAUUCAUCAAUUCUCCGCACGGCCGGGAGAUCCAUCGUUCGAGAGAAAUCCUGACGUCCCUGCUCAAGGCGUGAGUUUCUCUAUCCGACCCUGGGUCAAAAUUAACAUGUCACGCAAAUCGGGCAUUCAUGGACAAAUUCAAGCGUGGCUGAGUGUUAUAGGUUUAUGGACGAUGCAGUUCAUCCUUGCCAUCCGCAUAUGGUGCAUGUACGAACGAUCUAAAAGAAUAUUCUGUGUCCUUGGAAUCGCUUUCGUCAUACAUGUUGGUGGAAGCAGUCUUAUCGUCGGUUUAGACCCCGCAACAGGAGGAGUUAACUUCUCCAUCCCUGGGACGCAAUGGGCUAUCUGUAUCCCUAAAGGGUUCCCGAAGUUCCUCUGGCUGUUUUGGUGCUUGACAGCCGCGUUCGACUUUCUAAUUCUUGUGCUCGCAUUGUGGGAAGGCAUUCGGUUCGUCUGGCGCCAACCUAAACGGACGGCAAGGGAGACUGCUGCUUCCGAGUCUGGCAGUGCGAGCUUAGUGCUUGCGUUAGGCCCGCGUCCUAAUUUGCUUCGCGUUCUCUUGCGGGAUAGUAUGGUCUUGCCAUUUCUCAGUGUUGUCGUAUGCCCGCUCAAUUUGUUGGCACUGUUCGAUGUACUCCCGCCCGGAUCGAUCACCAUCAUCUUGAAAUUAUCCUCAAUAGCGCCCCCAUUGCUGGGCUGUCGACUGAUUCUGAACCUUCGUGAUGCAUACUACCACCCCUUUUCUGAAGAGUACCGUACAGCGGCGUUUGGCGACGACGCGUCUCGCGGGCGUGCCGUCGAGUUUUCCCCGGCAGAUUUAGAGCUACUUUCGGUUGCUAGUCUGGACCAUCCCCAGCGCAAGGCCUGA
Messenger RNA from Coprinopsis cinerea okayama7#130, 1089 nucleotides. RefSeq lists its product as hypothetical. Bases 1 to 1089 code for a protein of 362 amino acids. NCBI's taxonomy places the organism in Eukaryota, Fungi, Basidiomycota, Agaricomycetes, Agaricales, Psathyrellaceae. The record is from RefSeq and is a predicted model, not a curated record. The transcript has 13 exons.